AUCAUCACAGAUUUUGUGAAAUCUUUGUCUCUUUUUUUUUUUUUUGGUUCUCUUCUAAACCAUUCCUUAAUCCUCAGUGAAACCAUUCAAAACACAUUUGGAGACAGAGGAGGAACAGACUGUAAUAAGAAGAAGAAUAGAAGAAUGGGUGUGGAUUUGAGGCAAGUGGUGGCUGGAAUCCUCACCAUUACAAUGUUCGUAAUGCUCGGACAAAUGCUUCAUAGAGAUUACUUUGAUGCUGUUCAGGUUCAAGGAGAUGCACAUGACAUUGUAUUCCAUGGAUCAAAAGUAGCUCUGGAAGAAGAUGGACUUGUUAGAACAAGUGAAGGGCCUUGGAUGGAGAAUAGCCAUCAACUUAAACCUUGUUGGUCAAUUUCUCAACCUGAUGAAGCUGUAUCAUCAAAGGGUUAUGUUACAUUCUCCUUAACCAAUGGUCCUGAGUACCAUAUCUCUCAGAUUACUGAUGCCGUGAUGGUGGCCAAGCAUCUUGGAGCAACGCUUGUGCUCCCUGAUAUAAGAGGAACCAAACCUGGUGAUGAAAUGAACUUUGAAGAUGUAUAUGAUGUGGACAAACUCGUUAAAAGCUUGGAAAGCGUCGUCAAAGUUGUGAAGAAGCUCCCAAGCCACGUUUCUUUAAGAGACAUCGCCAUUGUUAAGGUUCCUAGCCGAGUUGCUGAAGACUACAUCAAGGAGCAUAUUGAUCCCAUCUUCAAAUCAAAAGGCAACAUCAGAGUCACAACCUAUUUCCCUUCCGUGAAUCUGAGGAAAUUAUCUCUGGACGCUGAGACCGACCCGGUUUCUUGUUUGGCAAUGUUUGGUUCCUUGGAGCUGCAACCAGGAGUGAGUGACUUGGUUGAGUCGAUGAUUCAGCGGCUUAAGAAAUCUGAUGGCCGUUUCAUAGCCAUAGACUUGAGAGUUGAGAUACUUGAGAAGAAAAACUGCCGUGAGACAGGUGCAGUGGGAUCCAAAACCUGUUACAACGCACAAGAGAUCGCAUUGUUCUUGAGGAAGCUUGGGUUUGGCAGUGAUACAACUAUAUACUUGACUCAGCCAAGAUGGGAGAGCAGCCUCAACAUUCUUAAGGACAUUUUCCCUAAAACGUUUACUAAGGAGGCUAUAAUGCCGGCAGACAAGAAAUCGAAGUAUCUUGAGUUGGAAAAUUCAGAGUAUGAGAAUGUUAUUGACUUCUACAUAAGUUCAAGAAGUGAUGUGUUUGUGCCGGCCAUUCCUGGUCUGUUUUACGCCAAUACAGUUGGUAAAAGGAUAGCUUUAGGCAAGCCUCAAGUGUUGGUUCCAGCCGAGAUUUCAGGAAGUUCUGGUCUUUCCAGUGAUUACGUAUCUCCGUAUAUCUCAAAGAAGAACCACUUGGCGUAUUCAUGCUUUUGCUGAACUUCUCUGGUGUUAUUUAUGAGGGGAAACGUUUUUGCCAAAAGUGAUCUUGAAGCCAAGAGAAUACAUGAAAGGGUCUUCUCAACAAGUGCAAAAGCCAUCUAGUUACCAGAGGGGUUCCGGUUGUUUAUUGAUGAAGUCUAGGUCGAUACCAAUAUGAAUUUUUAGUCAAGUAUAUUCUCAUUGGGGUUGUCUUGUUUAGGAAAGUAAACUUUUGUAAGUUGCAAUUUGAAUCUAUUGGCUCAUAGCUUUUC
Brassica oleracea var. oleracea is the source of this 1643-nucleotide messenger RNA. RefSeq lists its product as uncharacterized. The transcript has 6 exons. The record is from RefSeq and is a predicted model, not a curated record. Lineage: Eukaryota; Viridiplantae; Streptophyta; Magnoliopsida; Brassicales; Brassicaceae. The coding region runs from base 145 to 1389 and encodes 414 amino acids.